Molecule: messenger RNA, 12009 nt
Organism: Ctenopharyngodon idella (grass carp)
Lineage: Eukaryota; Metazoa; Chordata; Actinopteri; Cypriniformes; Xenocyprididae
Gene: nfixb
Product: nuclear factor I/Xb
Exons: 14
Coding region: 759-2429 (556 amino acids)
Biological process (GO): regulation of transcription by RNA polymerase II
Cellular component (GO): nucleus
Molecular function (GO): DNA-binding transcription factor activity, RNA polymerase II-specific; RNA polymerase II cis-regulatory region sequence-specific DNA binding
Source: RefSeq, a predicted model, not a curated record
ACACGACAGACUGUGAAGCGCUCCCGGUUAUUAAUAAUUCACCAGCCACUGCACGAAUCCAUCCACAGAUCAACCCGAGCGUUCUGCGCGGGCCACGCAAGGGGUAGCGCGUUUAUUUUGGCAACUACUCUUACAUAGGCUACUUAACAUACAUUAAUUAGUUAUUCGAAACGUUUGCGCGUCCAUAUUCCUCUCACGCGUCGCAUUUGAUUCCGCAAUAUUGCCCGAAAUGACGUUCUCUCCGUAAUAAUUGAUCGUGUAAUCCUUGCACUGAGGAGGAGGAGGAGGUCAUGGAGAUCGGGCCCCCCGUGAGAUGGAUGGAGACUGAGCACCAAUUCACCCAGAGUCCGUGAGCUGAAACUGCGCAGGAAGAAAGUUGCUGUCGGUGGCGAUCUCGAGUGAAGCCACCGGACCGGAGAGACGCACAAACCGGGGGAUUCGCACCAGAGAGGUUCGGUGAACGGAGGAGCGGUCGCGCUGAACCUGCUCCAGCCCCGAAGGUUUCACUUUUUGUGUGUGUAUCUGCUCUGAAAGACAAGAAACGCGCCGGCUGAUUCCUGCGAAAGUUUCCGAGCGUAAAAGUUGGUCGUUUUCCGCGAUCCACGGGCCCGGUUCUUCUGCUUCCGGUAUCAACGGAGAAAGCCCGACUCUUUUGCUUUUCGUCUUCUACCACGCUCCUUUUUUCGGGGCAAAGUUUUUUUCCCCCUAAAGGAGUAAAAUGGGUCUUUGAGACUGUUGGCAAUAUUCCCCGCUCCACAAUGGCCACCGAACCGUUUCUGGUGAAUGAAGACCCGUCCAGAGGUCCUGGGAUACCAGAGUGCUUCGUGGUGUCUGAUUCCUACAGGGAUGAAUUUCAUCCCUUCAUCGAGGCUUUGCUGCCACACGUCCGCGCGUUCUCCUACACCUGGUUCAACCUCCAGGCCCGUAAGCGCAAGUACUUCAAGAAGCACGAGAAGCGCAUGACGAAGGACGAGGAGCGCGCCGUCAAAGACGAACUCCUGGGCGAGAAGCCCGAGAUCAAGCAGAAGUGGGCGUCCCGUCUGCUCGCCAAGCUCCGCAAAGACAUCCGGCCGGAGUUCCGCGAGGACUUUGUGCUCACCAUCACGGGGAAGAAGCCGCCGUGCUGCGUGCUGUCCAACCCCGACCAGAAGGGCAAGAUCCGCCGCAUCGACUGCCUGCGGCAAGCGGACAAGGUCUGGCGUCUGGACCUGGUGAUGGUGAUCCUGUUCAAGGGAAGCCCGCUGGAGAGCACGGACGGAGAGAGGCUGGUCAAGUCCCCACAGUGUUCCAACCACGGCCUCUGCGUGCAGCCGCACCACAUCGGAGUGUCCGUCAAAGAGCUGGACCUGUAUCUGGCCUACUUCGUCCACACGCCAGAAUCUGGACAAUCGGAUAACUCCAACCAACAAGGAGAAGCAGACAUCAAGCCUCCGCCCAAUGGGCACUUGAGUUUCCAGGACUGCUUCGUGACGUCAGGCGUGUGGAACGUGGCGGAGCUCGUCCGUGUGUCACAGACACCAGUUGCCACAGCAACCGGACCCAACUUCUCUCUGGCCGACCUUGACAGUCCAGGAUACUACAACAUCAACCUGGGUCGCCGCUCCAUUACGUCCACGCCAUCGACCAGGACUGAGAUGGAGUUGUAUGCCAGUCUCCCGCGGAGCUCCAACAAGCGUAAAUCCAUUGAUGACAGUGAGAUGGAGAGCCCGGUGGAUGACGUCUUCUAUUCAGGACGUUCUCCUGCCCCGGGAGCAUCCCAACCCAGCGGCUGGCCCAAUGAUGUUGAUGCAGUGCAACACCAUUUGGCCAGUAUGCAGGAGAGGAAGAUAAAACACGAAAGCGAUGGCGUGCAGUUUCCUUACCAUGGACUCUCGUCGCCUGGUUCUCUUAAGAAGUCGGGGAAAUUCGAUUUCAGCGCUCUGUCCGGCCAUACGAGGUCUGCACGCAUGCCGUUCACCCAUCACCCGCUGCCCAUGCUGGCAGGUGUAAGACCAGCAGGAAGUCCCCGUGCCUCAGCUUCCUCCCUGCACUUCCCCUCGCCAUCCAUCAUCCAGCAGUCCAGCCCGUAUUUCACCCAUCCCACCAUCCGAUACCACCACCACCCGGGACAGGACCCGCUCAAGGAGUUUGUGCAGUUCGUGUGUGCCGACGGAUCAGGACAGGCUAGCGGUCAGCCGAACGGGAGCGGCCAGAGCAAAAUGCCGGGCUCCUUCUUGCUGCCUCCACCCCCCCCUGUGGCGCGUCCAGUGCCCCUCCCAAUGCCAGACUCUAAACCCAGCAGCACGCCCCCCGAUGGCGGACUCACCUCACCCACAUCUCCGUCAUACUCCACGCCAGGCUCCACAGCUCCCAACAGGUUUGUCAGCAUCGGAUCACGGGACAACAACUUUCUGAACAUACCCCAGCAGACGCAGUCAUGGUUCCUUUGACGAGGUCCUGCCUGCAACCUGUCGACACAAUUUGGAAGUUUUAUGAUAAAAAAGAAAAUAAUAAUCCUGUUUGAAAAUCCCCUCCGACCUGAGAUGCACCCUAAGAAACGUGAGCAGAAUAAGAUUGGGAAACGUUCGACCCUGUAUUUGCCAACCGUCAGACGCCCUUCAAGCCCGCUCCUCCACCUCCGUUACAGACGUUCAGAUCACAGCAGGAGGUGACGGACUGACACGCACCUACAGCAUCUCGCAAGAACCGUCACGAAACCAACGGCAACAUAGAGGAAGAACCUGAUGAACAGAGACAGAAACAAGAGUGUAGUGUACAAUGGCUGGGAUUAUCAACAGUUUCAGUGGUGAGGAUUCAGACACGACUAAAACGCAAGAUUUUUACUAAUUAAAGUUUUCAAAACACUUAAACAUGCUGAUGUUCAGCAUACAAGGCGACGCUAAAAGAGUAAUUUCACAUUAUAAGACGUUUUGCAUUUUUAGCUGAAUAGCAUGCGGUAGAAACGUCUCUUUUUUUCUGUUUCGGUCAAUUACUAAACUAAUUUCGAACAGCAGAAGUAUUGCACUACAAAUAUGCGAAGAACACUAGUUUGACGUGCACUAUUGAAAAUGGGAUCGACGGCGGACAUUAUUUGCACAUUUUAUUGCAGAGAAAAACAAACCCCACACACUACAGCUACCCAGAGACGCGUCUCAGAGGACGUCCUCGUUUUCAGGCCUCAAACAGAAGCGUUGUAAUGAAACAAACGUCCAAUUCAGGCCAUUAGUGCCAACUAGACAGCACCAGAUUUUAGUUAGUACUCCUACAGGAUGAAAAAUGCCAGUCAGCGCACACACUUAAGGCUCAGUCACUUUCGCUAAAUUUCGUGGGCGAAAAGGUCUGUUGUGCAUCGCCACACUAUUGAAUAUGUACAAAGUACCGAAUUUGCUGGUCAACACAGCGGACAAACUCAUGUUCUUUUUUUUUAAAUUAAAGACACAUGUCUGACAUGUAAGUUUUAAAUUGAUUGUUAAAAACUUUCAAGUAAACUGUAUUUUUAUAUAUUUUUUGCCCUCGCACGAAAUUGCAUGGAUUCCUUAUAAAUGAUGGUAUUUCGUCCGUGAAAUUUUGCCGAGCAACUGUAAAUGUGACCGCCAGGGUUGCCAGGUCUUCAUAACACAACCCAGCCCAAUGGCCAAUCAAAAAUAGCCCAAAAGUAGCCCAAUGGCCAUAUCCAAAAUAUUAGGGAUGCACCGAUAUGAAAAUUAUGGCUGAUAACCAAUAUUUGAAAGCCGAUAACCGAUAUAUUGGCCAAUAAAUCUAAAUCCUAAUUUUUAUAUAAUUUUUGAGAGCCUGAUUACAAAAGCUAAAGUCUCACCAUUAAUAGCCAUGUCCCAAGCACACAAUUAUAAUGAUGAUAUACUAUAUCAUUAUAAUUUUAUGUAUCCUAUAUGACAGAUUUGCACUGCACAUGUUGCGCUUAACUGUAUUUACAUGUGUAAACGUACUGUAUUUACUCCAAUCAUGUCAAGCGAACAGUGCGCAUCUAAAGUGUCUCAGCUGAAGGAAAUAAUCCAUUAUUUAUGGGAUUUAAUAUAUCGGCCACAUUUUCUUAUUGGGCCGAUAACGAUAACAUCAAAAAUGAACGUAUAUUGGCCGAUACCGAUAUGGUGGCCGAUAUCGUGCAUCCCUACCAAGUAUCAAAAUUCGAAAUAUGCCACUCCCGUAUCUAAAAUACACAUUUUACAGUCACUGUUAGGCAAAAUCAAAAACAUGAUAUCGUAGUGAUCAUAAACGCAGCUCAAAUUCUCCCUACCAGUAGCCUUCCUUCACAAAACUUAACGUCUAGCAGUUUUAUCAUUGGUAGAAUAGAAAAUAUUUCAAUACAAGCAUUUCAGUAAAAUAUAAUUUAUGAAAUACGUCAAACCUUUCCAGUGGGGGGGAAAAACCAACCCACGGCAACAGUUUAAAAGCAGCCCAAUUACCGCAGACUUGGCAACCCUGGUGACUGCACUUUUACAACCAAAUGACCAAGCUACAAUUAUAAUUUUUUUUUUUUUUUUUUUUUCAGAGAUAAUCAUUACAUUGUCUUAUUUCAAACUCAUAAAUUUUUUUUUAAUGUCUGAAAUGUAAGUAUUAAACGUAGAUUCCCCACGUAGAUUCGUCUUUAAAUUACGGAGCACCGCACAUAAAAUGCAGGAAAAAAAUAGUAGGCUAAACUGUGCGCAUGAUUUACUAAUUCGUUCCCUUGAUUUACUAAAUUGUGCGCACAAUUUAGCCUACUAUUUUGUUCCUGCAAUUUAUGUGCGGGCUCUGUAUUAAAUGAUAUUUCGUCCGCGAAAUUUUGCCGAGCGACUAUAAAUGUGAUUUACAGCCAUGUGACCGAGUUACAAUUUUAAAAUUGUUUGUUUUAUUUUUUUUUUGUUUUUGUUUUUUGGUAAAAAAGAAAUUUCGUCAAGCGACUGUAAAUGUGACCGCACAUUUACAGCCAUGUGACCGAGCUACAAUUAUAAAAUUGCUUGUUUUAUUUUUUUUUUGUUUUGUUUUUUUUGUUUGGUAAAAAAAAUAAAAAUAAAUACUAGCCUAAAUUGUGCACACGAUUUAGUAAUUCGAAGGAAUGAUUUAGUAAAUCGUGUGUACGAUUUAGCCUACUAUUUUUUUUUCCUGCAUUUUAUGUGCGGGGCUCUCCUAUUAAACGAUAUUUCAUCCGCAAAAUUUCGCUGAGCGACUGUAAAUGUGACCGCACCUUUACAGCCAUGUGACCGAGCUACAAUUAUAAAAUUGUUUGUUUUAAGAAAAAUCUGCGAUAAUCAUUGCAUUAUUUUAUUUCAAACUCAGUUUUUUAAUUAAAGCCAUACAUCUGAAAUAUAAUUUUUAAGUUGUUUGUUAAAAAAAAGUAAAGCUCUUAAUUAGAAGUAGGAAACUUUAAAAUAAAUUUAGUAAUUUUAAUGAGUUUCUUAAUCGAAGCGAGGCAUAAUAAAAGUCCCCAAAUCAUUAGCACUAAUAAAGACGGCCCUAGAGACACGCCCACUUCUGUGUUUUGUUUACGUACCUGUUUACACUCCCAGAAGUCCAUGUUCCAAGAACACGCGACCUCGCUGCGGAGCAAAAGAAUGUGUGACAUAUCAUAGCCGUGCUCAGAGGGAGGUGGGCUGCUCGGGGUCGGCUUUUAUUAGGCAAAAUUUUGGUAACGUUUCGGCAAGGCUGUCAUAAAAGUAUACGCAUACACGCACUGUCCUCCGCAGGUUGACUACAAAGGGAAGCCUUUAGGGUGAAUUACAGUAGGGCGAUCUUCAUCCGCUGAUAAAACAAAUGUUUUGCUUUCGACGCAGCUGUAAUCGACAACCUCACAAAAUAACUGGACUGCCUGACCAUGUAUCUCACUGCAGGGAAGCAUUGUUGCCGGACGGCGGCCGUGUCAUCGCUUUUGGUAGAAAAACUAACACGAGAAUCGUGAUGGCAAUGGUCUUUUCUUUUCUAAUCAAAGGAAGUGCCUCUGUAUUCCCAUUAUGCAAUUUGUUAAACAUGAAUUCAGGUUAUUUUCUUGCAUAUAAGCUAUAGAGGAGCGUGAAAUUUUUAUGAGAAGAAGAAAAAAAAAAUACAAGCGUCAGCUCACUAGUUACAAACAUCUUUAUAUAUACAGGAUAUAUCCAUAUAUAUUUAUAUAUACAUUUUUUUUUCUUAUUUGCCUAAUAAGCUCAGUGGCAGUCUAGUUAUUUUUUGAAGUAUGAUCAUGAGUUAUCAUAAAUCAGAUAUCCGUUCAGAAGUUCCAGUCCCGAAAACCCAGUUCUGCACUUAAUAAUUAGAGCGAAAAAAUAAACCGGCGGAAAUCAGAUUUCCUCGGAAAACGUUAUUGAUUAGCGUAGGGAAAAAAAUGCACGGCUUUUGAUUUCUUUUGUGUUUGGACAGGAAGUAUUUGUUAUUGCAAAAUAAAGUGUGUUGAUUGAGCCAUGUGCAAUGCCUUGGGUAGAAACUGUGUUUGUCUCAUUGUUAGGGUGUACAGGAAAGCGUAGAGGUGAAAAUCCUUCUAUUAUAGUAAAGUCCACGCUGUCCGGGACUCUAAACUACAGGGCGGAGAGAGCGAGAGAGAGAGAGAGAAAACGGUCUUUGUAAGUUUUGGGAAUUUGUUUUGUAAUCUUUCCUUUUUUUCUGCUUUUUUUAUUGUUCAUUUGUAAUGAUUUGUUCUCAAAACUUAGGAGGGCUGAAGAAGCAGUUUUUUUGCGACACGUCAGAAUAUAUCACUAAAUAAAACAGGUGCUUUUUAUGGAUCAAAGUACGUUCAAUCUCUAUUAUACAUAAGAAGACAAAAAAAUAAGUGUUAUCAAGACAAAUUUUAGGAAGAAAAAAAAAAAACACGUUCAUUACUCUUUUUUUCCUUUUUAUAUUUACUAAAGGGGGGAGGGGGUUCAUUGUGGUCAAGGUUGUGACAAAAGGCAUUUUUCCUCCAACCUUUUCCCUGAAACGAACGAGGAAUGUUGAGUGAUGACGUCCUAAGAGGUUUUACGAGCUAAAAUGCAGGAUUUUCCGGUAUUUUUGACUUCAUGCUAUGCAUUCCAGUUUUCUAGGACUUCCAUACUUUGGGUCGCCCGAAAUGCCGUAGUUCUUAACAAACUUCCCGCCGGAACUUUGCUGGCUUUUUGUAUGUAGAAAAUUUCAAAUUCGUAUGACAAGAUCUUCCCUAUUUGGGGGGAGAGGCUUUAACGCAUAAUCUAAAAUGCCCGUUGUAAGCUAGAAACUACGGAAUAUGAAGACAUGGGAAAUAUAAAUUUGUUAUCUUUUAUAUUUUGAUAAACUGGUGAAACUCUUCAUAUUUCACUCCAAAAUCAAAAGAAAAAAGCAUUUUUUUUUUCUUUCAAAAAACAUCGUAAUAGUCCUAUAAUUUUUAUACUUUAUUCAUAUCAUUUUCUUUUAAUUUGGGGGUGAAAAAAACUAUAUUUCUUAAGCUUCACCCAAACAGACUCCCAAACAAAGUUGGCGACCAAUCACAACGAGAGAGUUGAAAUUGAACCCCUCCCCCUCUGAACUUGCAGCGCCCUCUACUGGCCCUCCGUGUAAAUGACUCUAAAUAUUUGUUUUGUGAUCUAGUGUUAGACUCAGAGCAUCAUAAAGGUUGUCCCUAAAAAGUGCCUUUUGUUCACAGACACCAUCUUGUAAUCCUGAGUGCCCAUCUCAAAAAAACAAAAAAAACAAAAAAAAAAACAUAAAAAAAAACAAAACAAAAAAGUCCCCUCCUUCAAACUUCUGUAUUUCUCCUUCCGCGACUUCUUCAAAGCAGUAUAUAUAGUACUAAAGGAAAUCGGUGUGACUUAGUUCCUCUUUUUAUUGUUGAAUAAUUAAGAAAACUGUAAAAAAUGACAAAAAAAAUGACUUUCUGUCUUGCUUUUCCUUCCUCUGUAAUCUUGUCUUCUGCCUCUUUUGGACACUGGAGUAGUCUAUAGUUGCAAAACCAUCGCCCUUCCCCAUGCCCCUUUUCUCUGAACGGAGGGGUUUUAAAAUAAUAAAAAAAAAAGAGUAAGAAAAAAAUGUUGUCUGAGCAGAAUGCAGUUAGCUCACAUGUUAUUCUUGUCUGUACGCUUCACGUUGUAUUCAUACCGAUCUCUUCAGCUUCUCCAUUGAACAGUUAAUGUACGUGAACAAGUUACACCGGUGAGCUCUGGUGGGCCGUCCCACGGACAGAAGGGCGUUUCAGCUGCGAAAACGAUGGAGGCCAACCGCUGGGGUAGAGUAGGCGAGUUUUUGAUCUAUUUAUUUCUCUUUUUUGUUACCAAAUUCAUUUGAUUUGCUAUGAUCUGUUUGUUAUUGAUAUUGCAUUGAGAAUCUGUAUUGAUGAUGCACCUUUUGAAUGGUUGUACGUGACCAGAUAUUUAAUUUAAAAAAAAAAAAAGUUCCUGUCAAGACAAAGCACCUUAAAAACGGAGUGGUUUCAGCCCAGGGAAAGCGACAAACAGUUUCGAAGCCCAGCGUUACGAGCCAAACCCUUUAGACCAAAGUGACGCACGCCACAAAAAAAGACUAAAAUUAACUUGAAAACUCACCAGCAAAAGCCGACGUGGGCUUAAACGACAACUUGCUUCCUCCCACAAACAAAAUAUGCAAUUGUUUCACUUUCCCGAGUCCGUGAAGCCAGCGUCCGCGUUGGCUGCGAUUUAUUAGUAACUGUAAUAAGUGAAAGCCAUAGCGACGGACACGUGUUUGGCGCUCUCAUUGUCCCUCCCUGGUACUGACCGUCCAUUUUAUUUCUUUCGUAUUUACUUUACUUUUGUACUCUUGUGUUGAGCGGGGCAUUCGGAUGCGUUUAGAGUAGCAUGAGCCCUCGGCGGCUUCGGUCCUGGUUUGAACUCUUCGAGCGGCGCCCUUCUCGGUCCACACGCCUUCCAGAGCUCAUGGUGAAAUGCAUGUGUUGAUUACAAUUUCUUUUCCAUAAUAAGAAAAACAAGAAAGAGCAGCACCUUUAACUGAUUGAAUAAAAGGAUGUUCUUGACUGUAAAGACGACUCGGUGUGGUUAUUUUGAUCUUCAAAUCCUGUUUAGCCUCAGCAAACAUCUCAAGAUGAUUUAAAAUAAGACAAAACAAGCAUUAAAAUAAGUUAAAAAUCAAGGUAUUUCUUCAUUCACCCCUUUAACUACUUUUUUUUUUUUUUUUCUUUGAAGAACGAUGGUUCCCACGGUCUUGAAAAUGAUUGACCUCAUUUUAAGUGUGAUUUGUAGACCUGGAAAUGCCAUGUAAAUGAAUGGUAUUAGUAACUCCAUAUGUGUUUUUAUACAUUUAGAUACUUUUCUAGUUAUUCCAAGCUCUAAAAUGUUUUAUUGUAUAGAAAUUGAGAGAACAAAAUCUUCAAUCCUUAUCUAGUAAAUCACAAACAACUGGAAAAGUUAUGUGGUCUUCGUCUGUUGUUGGAAAAUUUGUGGGGCCAAAAAAUUGGGAGUCAAAAAGGUUAAAGGCCUGUUCACACCAAAAACGAUAACUAUAAAGAUAACUUUAUUUGUGUCCACACUAACGAACGAUAACGGUCUGUUUAUUCUAAGCUCAAGCGCUGCGGUGUCAAAGUGUGUACAACAUGUUUUUGCUGUUCUUGUUGCAUUUACAGGCUUUAACCAGCAGAUGUCCUCAGCAUGUUGUUUCGAGUGAAUAGCUAGUGUAGUCGAUCUAAUCUAACAGUGAAUUUAGCUGAUGAAGUCAAUAUAGUGGAUUAAAAACAACACCUAGUCUUUUUCACUGCAACUUCAAAGAAAGCAAGACGUUUUCGAAACUUGUGCUGGAUACCUGAGGUAAUUUUAUUUCACACUGUUUGCUAGCAUGCCAUAAUGAUCUCAUCGUUAAUACUUCUCACCAUUUAUUCCGAGGGUAUGACCGAUUGUUUUCCAUAUAUCCAUGUUCUUUAGAGUAUCCUUGAAAAGGGAGUUUGACUUGUCAAACAGUGGUGGCUUUUUCUGGACCUCAGCAAUUAACUUCUCCGCAAUGUCAUCUGCCAUUUUAAAUGUGUGAGCCCUUAAAUUAGAACGGAUUCUGAUUGGCUGUCAGUGUUUUAUUGUUCAACAUCAGGGGGAAAAAAUCAUUCUGAAAGUGAUCCCAAAGAUAUUUUUUCUCUGUAUCAUUAUCGUUAUAGCUAUGGUGUGGACAGUGCUAUUCUUUUAUAUAGAAUGAUUUUUAGAACUAUAUCUUUAUCAUUAUCUUUAUAGUUAUCGUUCUUAAUGUGAACAGGCCUUUAGAACCAUAGAUAUGUAUUUGCAGAUGCCACAUUCAUCCAUUUCAGACACGUCGACGUGUCCGCCAUCUUGGAACAGUUAAACAUGGCACUCUUCAUCACUCUCACUAAGAGCUGGUUUGUGUGUUAAUGUACAGACGUGGACAAAAUUGUUGGUACCCUUGAUAAAUAUGAUCAAAGAUGACUGUAAAAAUUAAUUGCCAUUGUUUAUCCUUUUGAUCUUUAAUUCAUAAAAUUAGUAAAAAUCUAACCUUUCACUGAAGGAAAAUAAUUGAAAGUGGGGGGAAAAUCACAUUAUGAAAUAAAUGUUUUUCUCCAGAACACAUUGGGCACAAUUAUUGGUACCCCUAGAAUUUAUUAUGAGUAAAAUAUCUCUGAAGUAUAUUCCCAUUCAUAUUUACAUUUUUUAGCACACCAGGGUGAUCAUGAACAUGAAGUUGUCCAGCCAUGACUGCCUGUUCCACAAGAGUAUAAACAAGGAAAGGCCAAAUUCCCUUAAUCAUUCAUCACAAUGAGUAAAACCAAAGAAUAUAGUUCUGAUGUGGAGCAAAAGAUUAUUGAGCUUCACAAAAUAGAAAGUAGCUGUAAGAAAAUAGCUAAAGCAUUGAAAAUCCCUAUUUCCACUAUCAGGGCAAUAAUUAAGAAGUUCCAAUCAACUAAAGUUGUUACAAAUCUGCCUGGAAGAGGACGUGUGUUUAAAUCGUCCUAAUGUGCGGUGAGGAGGAAAGUUUGAGUGGCCAAAGACUCUCCAAGGAUCACAGCUGGAGAAUUGCAGAGAUUAGUUGAGUCUUGAGUCUCAGAAAUCCUAAAAAAAAUUAUCAAACAGCACCUACAUCCCCACAAGUUGUUCGGGAGGGUUUCAAGAAAAAUCCUCUGCUCUCAUCCAGAAACUAUCUCCAGCAUAUUCAGUUGUCAGACACGACUGGAACUUCAAACGGGACCGGCUUCUAUGGUCAGAUGAAACUAAAAAAAGAAGAGCUUUUUGGCAGCAAACCCACCAGAUGGGUUUGGUGCACACAUGGAUAAAAAGUACCCCAUGCCCACGGUUAAAUAUACUGCUGGAUCUUUAAUGUUGUGGGCCUAUUUUUCUGCUGGAGGUCCUGGACAUCUUGUUCAGAUACAUGGUAUCAUGGAUUCUAUCAAAUACCAACAGAUAAAAAAAAAAAAAAGCGGACCACUUCUGCUAGAAAUCCAAUAAUGGGCCAUGGUUGGGUCUUCCAUCAGGACAGUGAUCCAAAACAAACAUCAAAACCAACACAAAAAUGUGUCCCUGAGCACAAAAUAAAGCUUCUGCCACGGCCAUCCCAGUCCCCUGACCUGAACCCUAAAGAAAAUGAGUGGAGUGAACUGAAGAGAAGAAGCACCAACAUGGAGCUGGGAAUCUGAAGGAUCUGGAGAGAUUCUGUAUGAAGGAAUGGUCUCUGAUUGGUCCAACUAAAUGGUGUGAAAAUCAUCUGCUAGGGUCUAUUGCAGAUAUAGAUAUUCAUACAUGUGAAUAACUAGGUUGUAGAUGCACAGCCAACUUGCUUUAACAUAGAAACAAACACUUAUGAGGCAUGUAUAUAUGUCUAUGUUGAGAACCGCUGGUUUAGUACCAUAUUGAUCGUGCUCUGGUGUUAUAUGUAAAUAUACUCACCAACAAACCAUUUUUAAGUUACAGCAAGUAUUUAUUUGAUGUACCUUCUUCAUGUUAAAUUAACAGUCUAUAAAUAAUUAUUUAAUGAAUUUCCUCCAGAGUGAAGGGACUGGGUUCGGAUGACAAACACCUGCUAAAAGGCAAGUCUUUUUUUUUUAAUUGAAAAAGCAUUAAAGUAUGUUGUUUAUAGAAGUUAGUUAAAGCACUGUGUGUGUGUGUGUGUGUGUGUGUGUGUGUGUGUGUGUGUGUG